AUGCCAUCUAUGACCACUGCGGCUUUGUGGCUUCAGGCCCUGCGUCAGUAUUCAGCCCUUUAUUCCAAGCCAUCUGCCUCAGUCCCUUCAAACCUUCCAGGGAAUCGCUUAAUGCAAUCGAACUCAACUACUAGAAUUAACAGCAGAGUAGGCCAUCCCGCUGGUCCUCUUGGCAUUCCGUCAGUUCGAUCUUUCCCAUCCUUGUCUGAACGGCUUUUUUUGUACGAAACUGUAGCUCAAGCCCAUCUCUUUGGGUCCCGUGGAUUUCAACUUCACCCUGACAGUCUCAAUGUGUUACGUCAAGUUCGAUGGGAACUAAUGAAACAUAGCUCACGGCGUGAAAAAAUGAUUAUUAUGGAAAAGGUACUAGAAUUGUUUACAAAAGCAAGUCAGGUCUACCUAUACGAUCCUAUCCCAUCCGCCGCAGCAGAACAGCAAUCGCUGAUGCUAGAGCAGGUGCAAUGCCUCGUGGAGGCCAGGAUCUUCAGAAUCUCACUCAGCCUACACCACCUCCGCCAUCCGCUCCAGUGCCCACAGAUGGCACGAAUGGAUAAAGAUUUACCGUCUCUGCUGCUGCGUGAGGCCGAAGCGGCUCUGAGAGAACGAAGAAUGCUAUAUCAUAUCACCUCUAGAACAACGAAUAGGGGGCGUGACCACAAAACAGGCACCUCCAGCAGCAAAGUAAGAAAUCAAACGGAAGAUGAAAAGGAGGAUAACAAGGAGGAUGCAGAAUUAAUGAAAAUGCAAUUGUACUGUGCAGUGGGGAUGGCGGGGGCCCGUCACCCUGCAGAAGCAUUGCGGCUUUGUGAAAUGGCUGAUAAUGGUGAUGGCAGAGGAUUUGCUUUCGUCGUCAAUCGUGUCGCACAACUAUCCAGGGAUGGGGGCCAGCGUGCUUGGGAACUAGCGGAUGGUGUACCGUUGUCUGUGCUACUUAAGUCAGCGCGGGAAGCUUUGGCUGGAGAAAUGCAACUUGCAAGCCCUGAGACUUCGAAACCAGUCGAAGGCGACUCGAUGACAAUCAACUAUGAGGGUAAUAAUGGUAAUAAUAUCCCAUCAUUUGGAGGAAGCGUAUCCCUCAGAAAGGGCAGGAGUACAGACCGAAAUAUUCGCCAGCAAAAGAGUGGUGAAGCUAUUAAGAAACUGCAGCCUCGAUGGCUUCAGGGGCUCCUGGAGGCACUGUUACACAGGCGCCGUGUGACAAAAGGCAACGAUGUGACUAUGAAAAAUUGGCUACUGUCGUUUAUGAGACUUUUCGAGGAGGAAGUUGAAAAAAAUAAAAAGGGUAUCGCGAUUCCAUUUUACAAAACGGAGGAGAAUGGAAUCAAAAUCGACUCGGAUAAAAUUGAGGGGUAUCUAACCCAGUCUCCUCUACGCCAUCCUGAACACAUCCCACGUUGCAUUAUCGAAACCUUCCUGUCUGUGUGCCCGCCAACAGCAUGGCGUGAGGCCUAUUGCUUGGUUCUGCAUUACAAUCAGGCUGUUUCAACGCCAGCAAGAGAGCCUUUGGGAUCUCGUCAUGGGAUCAGGCGUAUCCCACUUGGUGGUUUAAUGGCAUUUCUCAGGCUGUCUGGACGUCCGGUUGAGGUGCUUCAGCUAUUCUAUGGUGCUGAUAACCUCUUGAUUCAGCCGCCACACAGCCCUAAAGAGGAAACCCGUAUCAAGGACCCCAAGGGAACCACGUCUACAGAGGAAAAAUCAAAUUUAGGCAUACGACUCAGUGAAAAAGCUCAGGCAUGUCUAGCACUCCCUCAAGGAAUACAUCUUUCCGAAGAAGAUAAACGUCAGCCUAUUAUCUAUAAUCAUGUAAUCAUGGCAUUUAGGGAAGUUGGACUUUGGUCACAAGCGAUGCAGUUCUACAACGAACUUUCACCAAACCUUAAAAAUACUUUUACCGAAUGGUCAAUAGCGAAGACUCUUCUCUUGGUGCGAUCAGGUCAUAUCUUCGUCGAUAAUUUAAAUGAGCCCUCUCUUGAUGGAAAGACAUAUCGAGUUGCGGUGAGAUGCGUCCAUCAUGCGUUAGGUAUCCCCGAAGCGGCAGAGUACCUUCCCACACAUUCCACGGAUGUGAAGAACUCAGUUGCUCGCGACUCUACGCCUCAACAGCGCGGUAUCUCAGUGCCAACAGCAGAUCGUGAUGACGUUCUCGAAUCGCUGGCGCUGUGGGCCGCGGUUUGCGGUGACUGGCAGGAGGUUUGCACGCUGGCAGAUCAUGCGCCGCCGACCUGCCGUUAUAUUCGCCUCAUAGCCAUCGCGAGUAUAUUACGGCAAUUGAAAUUUACUGAAUUACUUAAUAUCAAAAAAGAUCUAUCGGAAGCAUUGCACUUACAGUAUCAGUCUUUGUGUGACUGCCCAAAGCGCUCUGUUAAGCAAAUCUGCUUAGGCUUGGCCAUGCUUGCCUGCACGAACUCUACGGUGGUAAUCGCACAAAGCAACAAAAUGGACAGCAGCGAUGACCAUUUUCACAAUGUGCUUGAUACUAUGCGUUUGGAAUCUGUUACAGUAACGGCCUUAAAUGAACUGGUUCAUUGCUCUCAGUCCGUCAUGAAUGAGUUCAUUACCAUCCUUAUGGGCUACAUUCGUAGCAUACGAACGCAUCAAGUUGAAAAAUUCGAAAAAAACGCAGAUGCUUCGCUGAAGGUUUCAUUUUGCCGAAGAAGUGAUGACCCUAGCAGCUCUAGAUCUUGCAAAGGUUUUAUUUCACUCGCGCGAGAGAAUAUACUAGACUCAACUAUUUCCCUAAUGUAUUGCUUGCAUUCCGAAGAGGAAGGAACAAGUGAUAUGAAUUACCAAAAUGAUUUGCUGGUGAACGUAUUGAAACGACUUGGCGAGGAGCAUGGACUUUCAAUUGCACGGGUCGCCCCAGCGAUGAUCUCAUCUGGGUGCAGUCCUGAGACGAUUCUUCGCCUCCUAACAUGA
This is a messenger RNA of Phytomonas sp. EM1, 2916 nucleotides long. NCBI's taxonomy places the organism in Eukaryota, Euglenozoa, Kinetoplastea, Trypanosomatida, Trypanosomatidae. The record is from the annotation of a GenBank genome assembly.